Molecule: messenger RNA, 9010 nt
Organism: Toxorhynchites rutilus septentrionalis
Lineage: Eukaryota; Metazoa; Arthropoda; Insecta; Diptera; Culicidae
Gene: Pex16
Product: peroxisomal membrane protein PEX16
Exons: 4
Coding region: 154-1164 (336 amino acids)
Biological process (GO): peroxisome organization
Cellular component (GO): peroxisomal membrane
Source: RefSeq, a predicted model, not a curated record
UUCCGCAGAUUUGGAACUGCUGUGCGUUCGGUCUCCACAAUUUGAAAUAAGUUGACCUUUCUUGCUGUAAUUCUUUCCAAAAGAAUUAGACGGAUUUAGUUGUAAUUGACGUUUGCCGUUUUAUGUGGAAUUCCACAAUCGAGAAACGAGAUAAUGUCCGCACCAUGGCUGGAAGUACGAAAUUUGUACACAAAGUACGUCAAAUGGGUCUCGAGCAAUCCUUCGUCUCUCGGAGAUGUGGAAAUGACCAUCAAAUGGUUGUCGUAUUUUAUAGCCGGUAGAAUCAACAACUCUUCGGCCGUCUCCGAACUCGUUUAUUCGUUGUCAAAUUUGUUGGUGUUUUACAACGACAGAAUAAUUGAAAAGGCGAGUGGAGUUGCUCAGUGGUCGGAUUCGUCACCGGUGGCAAGUUGGAUUAAGAUUGCCUUGACAACGUUGGAAUACUGCGAGGUUUUUAUUGAAUUGUCGGCGUAUAAAAUCUGGGGUCCCAGUGGACGAUGGUUUUUCAUUAUUGUCGUGCAGACGUUCAAGUGCAUUGGUCGACUGAUCCUUACGUUGUGUUGUCAGAACAAUAACAUUGUCAAAAACCCGCCCAUCCCAGUGUUGAACAGGAAAACUAUCAACGAACCACGACCGGGAAACGUUUCCUUCCACGAUCUGAGUCAGACUGUUCGACUGAAGCGGUCCGGCCGGGUAUUACGGAAGGUAGACGGAGCUCCACCGGCAGUUGCCCGCGCAUGGAAGCCUCUAAAGCAUGUGAUUGACUCGUAUCCUAUUCAAUGCAGUGGCCGGUUCGUUCGUACGGCCGAGUUGAUAUACAUACUGAAACCACUCGUACAUCUUGCCUGCGUACGAAAGUAUGGUUUGAAGAGUUGGAAGUCAUAUCUGGUUCCAAUGGCUAUCGAUCUAGCGAGCCUUCGUAUUUACUACAUGAAUCGCGAGGACCUCUCUACAGAACAAAAACAGGAGCUGUCUCGUCGAUGCGUAUCAAUGUUGUUGUAUUUGAUGCGAUCGCCUUUUUAUGAUAAAUUCAGCAAAGAUAAAAUUGCUGCUUUGCUGAAUAAAGUCGGCAACAACAUUCCAUUGACGGGAGUACUUACCAAACUGGUUCUCUCUUACAUUCCACAUUGGCAGGAGACCUAUUUCUAUAUGUGGUCUACGUAACCAAAUAAUUCUUCGUAUGACAUUGUAACAUAAAUCAUUAUUUAACGUAAAGCACAGUUGGUGUGCAUUAUCUUGCAGGGACGUUUGUGUGUGCGGGUACGGCGAUAUUUUAUUUACCCUAGAUGGGGGGAUUGAGUAAAAAAAACCUUAAUGGAAAAAUGAAAUGCGGGAGUGUAUUGCGAAGGCCGAAAUCAUGAUGUAUUUCAGUUUGCUGUAGACUGAAUGGUACACAUCGUGAUUGAAUCUAAUCAAUUGAGUCUAAUUCAGUGUAUAUCUUAAUGUGACGGUGGUGUUCUUUUUGGGUUCCACGCUUGUAGUAAUGCUCGUGCUAACGUAGCUGAAUAGAGGCUACUGCCCGUAGCGAAGAACUUUGUUAAGAUGUCAUUAAUUGAACAAAUUGAUCGUUUGACAGAGUGCUGUGUGUGAGUCCACAGAUUUAGAACCACUGUUCAUUCAUCUUGAUUUGAAUCAAAUGGGAGAAAGGUUGCCCAUGAAUAUUUAUGUUCAAUCCUCAUACAUUUAUAGUUUUCAUUCCCUCGUAGAUUUUUAAUCAGGGCUCAUUGUUGAAAUUUUGGGACGAAUAUAACAUUUUUACUGAAAACCAACUAUUUGAUUAUUUAUCACAUUUCCCAUAUGCAAAUCAUAUUCCAUGUCAAAGGUCGUGGUAUCCGAGGCUUACGAAGUGCAUCCAGAUGUCAUCGGCCGGUUGACGACCGAGAGACGAUUCAAACUUUCAGCACAGAAGAGCGGCCAUAUGGUAAUAUGGAUGUCACAGACAUAUGUACAUGGAUGUCACAGACAUCAGGAUCCCACUUCCAGGAUCCAACUGUACAAUGAAUAGAUUCUUCGUCGAAAAACAUUAAAGAUCCUCUGAGAGUUGGUCGACCACAAACUUAGCUUCCUCCGCAAUUUCGAAGAAGUUAAGAAGAUCUGUGCCACCCUGUUCAACCUUCUGAAAACUACUUCCAAAUCGUAUCGGAUCAAUAACAGGAAGAUUCGGUUACGGGCGGCCAAAGUUAUCAUCAGCAGCUGUCUCACCUAUGGCCUCCAGCUAACGUGUUGGGCCGGAGACAAGGUCCCGAAAACUCUGUCUGUAUAUGUAUAACAAGGGGCUACGGACUAUCUAUGGCCUCUUGUCAUGAACACCAGCUGCCUCUGUCUGCGUUGAAAUUGGGGAACCCUCUUUCGACCUAAUCAUCGACUUUGACAUUGUAUCUAGGACUGCCAGUUCUUUGUCGAAAAGCAGCGAUAGGGGGGGGGGGACCCACCUGACUGCCCUUAGCAACACGAUUCUGCAGCGGGUGAUGCAUUCCAACUUUCCCCCGGUGGCAAAACAACCCUGGUUUGGUGUGAACGAUUGAAGGUUCCCAACGGAUACCGUUCUCCACCCCAACUUCCGAGCCGGGGUGAGCUCGUCCGGUCUGCCAAAACAUUUUCAGGGUCACUAUAGCAAAAAAAAAAAAUACCGUCUCCACGAAAGAGGAAUUUGAUUUUUGAUUCAUCCCCUUAAAGUCAGAAAACACCUUACUCACAUGAAAAAAUAAAUUUAUCCAGAUUCUCUCAGGAGGUGAUAGACGAUCAUAUUUGAUGAAAAAAAAUCCUUCUACGCAUAUGUUCGAAUUUCAACAAUGACAGAGUUAUGGAACUUUUUUUUUGUUUCGGACUCUGUUGCCUCAAACUGUCUCUACACUACAAAGUACUACGGAAGUCGAUUCUGUUGCUUUCAUUUGAAAGAUGAAAAUUUAGACAGGAUGUAGUAGUGGAACAUCUAAAUUAGUGGAUUUUAAUAACCUUUUGGAGCUUGAGCUUGGGUAGACUGUACAAUUCGUAGUUGCUCUCCUUGAUUGACCUGAAUCAACCAAAUUGCACAAAGAACACACAGAAUGACGCUUGGGAUUAGCAAAUCAUUCUCGUUGUGAGAUUUCCGGUGAUUCGAGCUUUAAAUGGUCAAUAACGACGCUGGCCACGUCCUUACAGUCACCAGGGGAAGAGAAGGAAUGUUAGUAUGGUAUUCGCCGCCCGAAGGCCAGAAGGGUCGCCUUUAUAGCGUGGUUCCCUAGCAUUUAUCAUGGAAGCGAUAGUUGUCAGUGGGAAUGGUUAAGAAAAAUCAGGAUUCACUUCGGUAAAUGAUGUGAUUAUGUAAAUGCGAACAAUUGACUUCUCGACAAAAAAAAAAUCCGAAAAUCUCAUGUGUUACAAUACGCGGCAGAGAUUAUCUUUAGGUGUCCUGAGAAGGAAAAUCUGUAAAAUUAAUACAUUUUAUAUAAUAUAUUGUAUUCAUAUAUUCUAGUAUUCAUCGCAUGUACUUUUCAUCGAAAUUCAACCGCGUUGGCGGAGAUUCAAUAGUGGGAAACCUAAGAAGGUAACCGAGAAAACUCCUCCAAGGCCAACCGAUCCGGUGAUAUGUUCCGUUAUUCAUCACACCUACUCUGAGCCUGAUCACGAACAUCACCUCACGGUGAAAGCAAAAUGAAGUGUAUAUAACCUUGCAUACAAAUCAUCUCGCCCUCACUGCGAAGUAUCACAUUUCAAUCGCGACGACGGAGGAUAACACCUUUAGGCGGCGGUGACACUGGAUGCAGAGAAGUGAUCGUACGAAUUGUAUGCAAUAGUGAAAGUAAACAACCACAUUGAGUUGUAUUGGUGUGGUUACAUUGCUUCCCCCUUGCUUCGUUCGAAUUCGUCUGUUUCUAUCGAACAAAAUUGUUUGUUUCUAUUCGUACAAUCAAAUUUUCGUGCGUACUCCUAUCAAAAGUAACCUUAGCCUUAUAGUAAAACGAACAGAUGAAAUAUUUGAAGGUUCUUCAAGGCGCAAAUUUAAAAACUAUUUUGAAGAAAUUUCACGAUAUGCAAUUUACUAUUUACGGAUUAAGUGCGCUACACAUACAACGUCCCGUCACUGUAAAGUCAACGUAAAGGAAUGAAAUGUCAAAUAUUCUCCCAUGGAAAUCGUAUGGUAGCAUUUACAUACACAAUCACCGACAACUUUGACGUCAGCAAAAUAAGUCCAAGAGAAUAGUUGAUGGGAUGCGAGAUGAAGAAUAGAAGGUGGGAAGAUUCACGAGUUUUGGUUGUGUUAAACUUUGAUUGUAUUAGUAGCCUGGAAGAUUGGAAGUUCACAUAUCAGGCAUACCAGUCAGUUAAACAAAUGUUACAACGUUGAGUGUGUCAGCGAAUAAAUUUGAAAGAGGAUAUAUAGAAACUAAUUACAUAUUUCCAAAAUAUAUGUUUCGCAUUAUAAAAAAAAACAGAACAUGUCACAAACUAAAAUGUUUAUUUUUUUCUUUGCUUUCUUCUUAUAUCAGAAAUAGUAUUCUAAUGUCUACUACGUUUGGAUUUUAGAGCAACUUCAUGGAAGUUUUUCUCUUGUCAGCAAUUGUAAUUACUUUUUUCACAAUUAGAGUGUUGAACACUUCAUUCGUCUAAAACUAAGACACAAGCGGAAAACUUUUCGUCUCAAUCUAGUUCAUAAGGAGUCAAUUUAAUUUAUUUUUCAAGUGAAUUUUACAUGAAAAAACUUGCAACAUUUUUUCCCAUCCACUGUUGAAGGUUUCUCCGUUAAAAGAACAAAAGAUGUGACUCUGACUUUGUUUAUUUACGUUUUUGGUCGGCGAACGAGAAGAAAAAUUGAAUUGAAAUUAUGUUUAGAAUACCUCAAUAAUACUGAAAUUUCAGUUUCUGCUAAAUUGCCAGUUGGGCUUUUAUGAUUUUGAACGCUAACAUUGUUUUUAAGAAAAAAAAAUUGUUCGUUCAUUUCAUCUGCUUAUUUUUACUUGUAAUAACAACACUUUUCCUAUGUAGUGGACUAUUAUAAGAAAAGUAACAUGCAUAAACAAAAUCUGUGACGUCACAGAUUUAAAAAUCUUCCCACCUUUCAUUUUCCAUCUCGGAUGGGAUGGUGACAGUGACGCUGUAUGUGUAGCGUACUUUAUUCUUCACUAUUGACGAUUAACGUUUUGCUACUUGCGGAAUACAAUAAACGAUAAUUGAAUAUCACUUGCGAUUUUAGUUUUUUAGGUUUUAGAUGAAUAUCUCACUAUUUUGAAUGUGGAUAAAUAUUAUUGUACUAAUAUAAAAAUUUAAAAAAAUACAUUGAAAAUAAUAAGCCUAAAACUAAUUAUCAUGUUAUACACGAUCCCAUCACUUGCGAUAAUAUCAUUACUACAACACUGCACACUCUUCAUUAGGUUGAAACUAAGAUAAGAUCAGACAAUAGGGGGUCUUUUACGGACCCAAUUUCUGUCAGUCGUUCUGAUUUCUGAUUGGCUGAUUUCGAUAAAUUUUGUAAACAAAGCCGAUUUUUUCAGUGUUGCCAAUAAAAAUAAAUAGCGUUGGAUUUGUAUUGAAAUUAGAAAUGGUGAAUUUAAUGAAUAUUACGAUAUUUAGUUUAAAGUAAAUGUGAAAGAAUUAUAUGCUAGUUUAUGUAUGUGUUUUUCCUCAAUAUAUAGUUUCCAUUGCUAAGAGGAAAUGGAAAGUCUCAUCAUUCACUAUGCAGAUGGGAGAGUUGUUAGCUCUAGCUCGUAAAUAUGAAAAAAGAGAUGGUUGAUACCAUCCAGGUUGUGUUUUGCUGACUAACAAUUGUUACACUGCUGACAUGUACUUUCCCGCUGACUUAUUUUGAUGAUGUAAAGAGCUAUAUAGAACAACGAAUUUUGUUCUGUUCUGUCGAGGAAAGUUUUCGCUUCAUCGAUGGUGUACUCAUAGUCGAAUUCAAUAUUCAUGUCAUCCACAUUAUCACUAAAAUUAGAUGAAGCUGAAAUUCGAUAUGAUGUCGAUGCUGCUUCACUGUCCAUCAAUUUCUGGGCUGAACAUUCUUCUCACCGCUUUGAUAGCAAGUUCAUCAAUCCAACAAGAUGUUCUUGUGUAUCGGCUGUAUGCGAAGCAUUCGGUACUACGGUCAUGUAUUGCGAAAGAGUCACGAUUUUCAAGUUGUUUCUGAAUUGGAAAUGGAGUUGAGCGCCGUUGUUGUGCACGAAUCAACGAGAAAAGAUUCUCCAGACAAUCUUGGAAGAGUUGUUAUGGAUGUCAUUAUUAUAUUAUAGACAUGGGUAUUUAAAAGACUUAUUUUAUCCUUUAUCCUUUUUGAGAUUGCCUUACUGAAAAUAUGCAAAUUCAUUAAAUUCGCACCAACCAAAUACGAAAUUUUAUAAUAUUUGGCAACUCUGGCAUCUUCAUAUCAUGGCUUCGUUUUUGUACGACGAAGAAGAGUAAGGAGCCAGUUGUCUCAUCUUGUCUUAGGGUUGAAAUCAAGAAACACAAACACAUAUGGAAUAUAAGUUAAUCGGGUGUGGUUUCUGAUCGCCUCAUUUAUUUCACCAUCGCGAUCCUCAUUGCGACCAGCGACUAAAAUAUAUUUUUAUUUCACAUAUGGAUUUUUAAAUAUGGUGAUAAAAUCACUGAAGGAAUCAAAUACAAUUCGAGCGCUCUUCUAGCAGUCACCGACAAUUUUCUGCACCUCACUCACAGACUCGCACUUAUAGCGGGCAUCGUUAAAUGACACGACCGAACGUGGACAUUUUCAAAAUGAGAGAACUCAAUUAAAAUUUACUGAUACACUAUAAUAUUCUAGAAAUUUCGCCACCACAGAACUGUAUAUUUUCAAAUACACACAACUGCGUACACAAAUUGCACUUUGUAAAAUGGACGGAGCAAAAACAUGUCUAUUCAUGUUCAGUGUCUCGUCAACAAAAUAAAAGUGAUCACCAAGUGGAUAACUAAAUCCAUUCUACUUCCUCCAGUUGAUUCAUUUGGAACUUCUAAUGCACUUUAUCCUAUCACUAAAAAACUUUGUACUUGUUAGCCAGUAAAGCACAAUUAUUGAAAAAUAGAACAGAGCGUGAACGGACACGUCUGCCUUCCACCGCAGCUAAACUCGAACUACAGGAUUUAAAUAACAUUUUGGAAGUGAAAAACUUAAAAGUUAAUUAUUUUAAUGUGUUAUUAUUAAUUUCAUCCUAAAAAUUUAUAUUAAACUAGAUUGUGUCUAUCAAUUAAAUUGAAGCUCCCUAACCGCUCUACAAUUUGUUCUCUGACACUCAACUUCUAUCUUUCUUAAUUUGGUUGCAAUAUCGAUAUAAACAAUUCCUGGUGAAAAUUCAAGCAAAAUCUUCAAAAAUCACAAUUCUUACCCCACUGUACAUGUAAUAGCCACUUAAAUUACACCUUAACGUUGAAAGGUUACAUUUCUUCUUGAAAUAAGUCAUUUUUGAAAUAUAAAAAAAAUAUUUUUUUCCAAACUGUAUUAUAAUCGGGUCCAAAAUUGUUUAUAAUCGAAUCACAUAUAAUCAAGUCUGCAUAUGAUCGAGUCCGUCCUGUAUACGGACGGCUCAAAAUGACCAUCAGGAGUUGGAUUUGGGGUAACCGACAGUAAUAACAGACUGAUUCCUAGCAAAAAAGUGGCGGAAAUCUGUCAGAUUUUCUCGGCAGAGGAGGCCGGUAUUUUAGAGGCAACCACAAACUCGUCCUCCAAGCCGCUGCUGCAAGUGCGGCAAGUGCCAUUGAUGCCAUCGGUGCGGCUAGGUCCAAACACCCAUGGGUACAGGCUGUCAGGAAGUGCCUAUUGCCCGACACUGUGUUCAUGUGGGAUCCCGGACACAGUGGCAUCGCAGGGAAUGAAGCGGUCGACCGAUUUGCCGGUAUCGGUCACACCCUUUUUUCACUCGGGAGGUGCCGCUUGACGACAUGAAGUAGUGGAUCACCAACUCUUUUCGCACCUUUUGGUCUGAAAGGUGGCACGCAGAGAGAGAGAGAGAGAGAGAGCAGUUCCUCAGAAAGGUUGAGGGCUCGAUUGCAGGGUUCGAGGACGUAAAAAUGAUGCGAUAACAACGAAUCCUGUCCAGACUGAGGACCGAUCAUUGCUCGGUCUCGGUCUCGGUUUUGUUCAAUUAUUAAAUGUUUGAAUGUGUUCUUUUCUCGUUGUUAUUUCAAGGUCAAAUGUAUGCAGUAAUUUGAUGUUAAUGUUUUUUUGUAUAUUUAAUGAAAGUUGUUGUACCUUGCGGCAAUGUCUGCUGCCAUCACUACAGAGGCGAACCAGCCAAGCAGACUGAAAGCCUCUCAAAUAAAUAAUAGAAAAAAAUGCUCAUGAAGUUCGAUUGCGUGGUUAUGGACGACGAAACCUACGUCAAAACAGUCUUCAAAAAGCUUCCUGGGUACGAGUUUUAUACGGCAACCGGAAAAGGGAAAGGUGGCAGAAAUUUUUAAGCCUGUGAAUCUGUCGCUGAAAAUAUCUGGUUUAGGAGGCUGUACCUAUAGCUUGUUAAGCAACAUUUUUAUUGCAACCGAGAUACUCAACUUUAAAAUUUACGUUGUUACCGUUUAGAAAUUAGUUCUUCAAUUAAUGUAGUUAGAUAUAGAAUUAAAUAAAUUAGAGUAUAGGAAAUUUCAAAUGAACUAGGAUUUAAGUUAGCUAUAAAUAUAAUUACACACACAUAUACUCACACCGAACACAUAAACCUGUUGUCGGGCGAAAACGCCAUAAAAGCCGUGGAUUGCGCAAUAGAUAUUUGAUAAGCGACAUCCGAAAAAGGGAACGAUGGGAAAAGGAAAGCACUACUGGGUCUACAAUAAAAGCUCUUUAUCCAAGGCACAACAAAAGCUAUUAAAGUGAUCCCGAUUAUAGAAAUUCAAAUAAAACAUUUGAAAACUGCAGUUCGACCUGAAAGGACGGAAGGAUCAGGACCCAAUAUUUUUGCCCUGAAUUCAGAUUCCCCGGAGCGAAACGAUUUUGAGGAAGAUUGCUGCCGUCCACGAAGCUCUGCAGCAACGAGCAACUUGAGUUACCAACCCUAUAGUAACUCUUCGAGCUACGGCAAAGCUCGCGGCGCCCAGGUUUCGCUCGACAACAUCC